AAAAAGAGAAGAAAAUACGAUCAGUUUCGUAUGACUAGUGACAAUACCAUUAUCAUUCCAGAUGAAGAAUAUGAACAACAAGUUGAUUCCUCUGGUGAUGACGAAGAAUUUCAGUCGGUUGAUGAGGAAUCUUCUUCAAAUGAACUAUUGUUAAAUAAUAACGAAUCGUUUGCGGCAUCUGAAUAUGUAGAAGAAUCAGAUACGAAAAAUACAUUCACAAACAUAAAUAUGAAUGAUUUUUGGAUUCUUUUAUGGAUCUUUAAAUCUCAAGAAAGAUUCAGGCUUCCAGAUAUUGCAGUCGAUUCAUUAAUCAAAUUCUUCAGAGUAGUACUGUCCAAUACUAAUGAAAAAUGA
Funneliformis caledonium is the source of this 354-nucleotide messenger RNA. NCBI's taxonomy places the organism in Eukaryota, Fungi, Glomeromycota, Glomeromycetes, Glomerales, Glomeraceae. The record is from the annotation of a GenBank genome assembly.